This is a messenger RNA of Anoplopoma fimbria (sablefish), 1745 nucleotides long. It is a transcript of the gene xrcc3, whose product is annotated as X-ray repair complementing defective repair in Chinese hamster cells 3. Gene Ontology annotation, biological process: resolution of mitotic recombination intermediates; telomere maintenance via recombination; double-strand break repair via synthesis-dependent strand annealing. Lineage: Eukaryota; Metazoa; Chordata; Actinopteri; Perciformes; Anoplopomatidae. The transcript is spliced from 7 exons. The record is from RefSeq and is a predicted model, not a curated record. Gene Ontology annotation, cellular component: replication fork; Rad51C-XRCC3 complex. Gene Ontology annotation, molecular function: ATP binding; four-way junction DNA binding; ATP-dependent DNA damage sensor activity. Bases 61 to 1113 code for a protein of 350 amino acids.
CGGCGGGUUGUUGUGGAUGUGACGCGAGCUGAAACCACGUGACUCUGAACCAGCGGGGACAUGAACCAGAACCACAAGGACCUGGACCACAAGGACCUGGACCAGCUGGAGCUCCACCCGAGGAUCAUAGCGGCCCUGAAGAGAGCUCAGCUGAAGUCUGUCAGGGAGGUGUUGUGUGUUUCCGGUCCGGACCUGCAGAGACUCACCUGUCUGUCCGGCUCAGACGUCCAGCAGCUGCUCUCCGCCGCCGCCACCACCUGCAGACGACACCCUCCAAUCCCAGCCCUCCUGCUCCACCGCAGGUCAGACAGCGGCCUCAGACUCAGCGUCGGAUGUCCUGUGCUGGACGAGCUGCUGAGGGGGGGGCUCCCUGUGGGGGGCGUCACCGAGCUGUCAGGGGAGAGCGGUGCUGGGAAGACGCAGCUGGGUCUGCAGCUCUGUCUGUCUGUCCAGUACCCAACGCAGUACCGAGGGCUGAACUCAGGAGCGGUGUACAUCUGCACUGAGGACUCGUUUCCCAUCAGACGUCUGCAGCAGCUGAUCAGAAACCAGUCCUGUCUGCGCUCUGACGUCCCACCGUCACUGAUCAGCAGCCUCCAGUUCAGUGACCACGUCUACAUCGAACACGCUGCUGACCUGGACUCCCUGCAGGUGUGUCUGUCCCGCCGCGUCCCCCUGCUGCUAGCUCGCGGUCUGGUUCGGCUCCUGGUGGUGGACUCGGUGGCCGCUCUGUUCAGGUCUGAGUUCCAGGCUGCUGAUUGGCUGGAGAGGACUAAACAGCUCCUCACUUUCUCCUCCACACUGCAUCACCUGAGCCUGGAGUUCACCACACCUGUCCUCUGUAUCAAUCAGGUGACGGAUGUUUUCAGCAGCUCCGGGGAAAGUUUAGGCCCGCUGUCCUCCAACGUGUCACCAGCUCUGGGGUUGGCCUGGGCCAAUCAGGUGAUGGUUCGACUAAUGAUGCGGCGCCUCCAGGGAACAGUUGCCCGUGGCGACCAGAGCAGCGCCCUCCGCAGGCUGGAGGUGGUGUUUGCUCCUCACCUGGCCCGAAGCGGGCGAGACGCUGCCGUGUGGAGGGAGGGGGUCCGAGGAGUGACGAGCUCUGACAGAUGAACCAGAGACAAUAAAGUUUAUUAAGACGAUGUCACUGGAUCAUUAAUACACUGUGAGAGCUGAUAGAGACAAUAAAGUUUAUUUAGACGAUGAUGUCACUGGAUCAUUAAUAUACUGUGAGAGCUGAUAGAGACAAUAAAGUUUAUUUAGACGAUGAUGUCACUGGAUCAUUAAUAUACUGUGAGAGCUGAUAGAGACAAUAAAGUUUAUUAAGACGAUGAUGUCACUGGAUCAUUGAUACACUGAGAGCUGAUAGAGACAAUAAAGUUUAUUUAGACGAUGAUGUCACUGGAUCAUUAAUAUACUGUGAGAGCUGAUAGAGACAAUAAAGUUUAUUAAGACGAUGAUGUCACUGGAUCAUUAAUAUACUGUGAGAGCUGAUAGAGACAAUAAAGUUUAUUAAGACGAUGAUGUCACUGGAUCAUUAAUAUACUGUGAGAGCUGAUAGAGACAAUAAAGUUUAUUAAGACGAUGAUGUCACUGGAUCAUUAAUACACUGUGAGAGCUGAUAGAGACAAUAAAGUUUAUUUAGACGAUGAUGUCACUGGAUCAUUAAUACACUGUGAGAGCUGAUAGAGACAAUAAAGUUUAUUAAGACGAUGUCACUGGAUCAUUGAUACUGUGAGAGCUGA